CUGUCAAAAUUUGUAUGUAUAUAUGUAUAGAUGUAUAGAUAUCUGCCAUCAAAAUUGGAAUAAACGCACUGAGACGCAGCAGCAGCACACGAGCAUGCGAAGUAUGAGCGGCCUCCUGCGGGACACCACGCGGGCAUGUUCCUUGAAGAACUACUGCAAGAAGACCGAGAAGGACAUCGGUAAGCUACGCAAGGAAAUGGACCAGAACGCCGAGCGGCGCCAAGAGGCCAAGGCAGCCGAGGAGGCCGCCAAGGAUGCGGCCAUGCUAAGGACUAGGGUGGACAAGUGCAUAGCCGAGAAGACGAAGGUGCUGCAGCAGAGCAUCGAGUCGGAGGCCAAUAAGCAGCAACAGGACACCCUGAGCACCAUGAUGAGCUGCCUGAUGACGGGCAUACGGCGGAUCUGCCGGGACAGUGUGAUGGGCGCCUUCUGCAGGGCCAAGACGCAGGCGGGCGAGAAUAAGAUCAGGAAAAUGCUGAAGAAGUGCGCCGAAAAGUGCGCCAAAGGGGGAAGGCCCGUUGUAGUGCCGGCCAAAAGCAAGGAGAAGCAGCCAAGGCGCAACCGAUACACGGAGAAGCUCGAGCAGUGCAUGGCCCGUGAGUGGAGGGAUGUGUGCGAGUCCAGCAAGAAUUUCAGCCCGGAGGAGAAGGCGGAGAUGGUGCGCAUGCACCAAUGCCUGUCCGAUCAAAUCAAGCAGAGCUGCCGCCGGAAGGUCAUCAAGGAGAUGUGCAUCGAGGCGGGCAUGGAGCAUCCCAGGGAUAAGGCCAAGGCUAGGAAAGCCUGCCGCCAGAAAAAGGCCAAAAAAACAGCAGCCCAGAAGCAGAAAACAGCAAAAGGCAAUGCCAAAGCCAAGCAAUCAGAAGGAUGCUCGAGUCCUGAGGUGGAAAAGUGUGUGGACGCCAAGCUGCAGAGUGUUCAGAGCUUCAUAAAGUCCUUGAGCGAGAACGAUAAUGCCAGUCUCGAGGACGUAUGCGGCUGUGCCAGGAUCAUGCUGAGAAAAAAGUGCGAGGCAGAGAUGCAGCAAAGGAAAUGCGCCCAACAGGAGGCAGCGAAGUGCCGAGCAAACGCUGAGAGAGCGGAGGAAAAGUGCCACCCCAAGGAGAAGGGAGGCGCAGGAGGAGCCGCAACUGUUGUCGAUCAGGAAUUGUUGCAGAAAUUCCGCGAAUGUCUGUUCAAAAAGGUGGGCGGACCGCACGACAUUCAGCCGGGCCGCAAGGUGACAAUUGUGGGCGCCGGCGCCGUGGGCAUGGGCUGUGCCAUGGCCCUGCUCUGCAAGGGCGUCACCAAUCACAUGGCCCUCUUCGACGCGAAGCAGGAUUGGAUGGCGGCCGAGCGUCUCGAUCUGUUGCACGGUUCGCUGUUCGUCAACAAUCCGCUAAUCGAGCAGUGCACGGGCAUGGAGGCCACCAAGGACUCGCGUGUGGUGGUGGUAACGGCCGGGGCCCGGCCCACGGGCAACGAGACGCGCCUGGAUGUCGCCCAGAAGACGGCGGAUAUUGUCAGGGAGGUGAUGCCAGCGCUGCUGGAGCAGAGUCCCAAGGCCACCUUCAUCAUUGUCUCCAAUCCCGCCGAUGUGAUGGCCUGGGUGGCCCGCAAGGUGACCAAUCUGCCGUACGAGCGUUGCCUGAGCACCGGCUGCCACCUGGACACGGCUCGCUUUCGGCUGUUCAUCGGCCAGCUGCUGGGCAUUGCCACGCGCUCCGUUCACGGCUUUGUGGUUGGGGAGCAUGGCGGCAGUUCGGUGCCGCUGUGGUCAACGGUCAGCGUGGGUGGUGUGCGCCUGCAGGAGAUCCUGCCCGUCAUUGGCACGGCGCGGGAUCCCAUGUACUGGUCGACGGUGCACAAGGAUGUGGUGGAGGCGGCCUUCAAGGUGAUUGCCGACAAGGGCUACACCAACUGGGCCAUUGGCCUCACCGUCGCCGAUAUCGUUGCGGCGAUAUUCGAGGACAGCAAUCGGGUGCUGUCGCUGUCCACCAAUGUCCAGGGCAUCUGCGGCAUCACGGAUGAGGUGUUCAUGUCCAUGCCCUGCGUCGUUUGCGCCCACGGCAUCGGGGCCAUUGUGCGGCCCCAUCUCAGCGACUGGGAGAAGCAGCAGCUGCAGAAAUCCGUAAAGGUCCUGCUGCAGGCACAGAGCGGCAUCAAAAUUUAAUUUAAUUUGUAUUCCCCCCCAGCCCAGGCAGCCCUGAGAACUCAGUCAAGUGCGUGACUUCAUUUUUUAAAUUUAACUUUCAGUUUUAUUUUUUAGUUUCUAAAAUUAAAAUUUCCCGUUA
Messenger RNA from Drosophila obscura, 2270 nucleotides. RefSeq names its product L-lactate dehydrogenase A-like 6B. Gene Ontology annotation, cellular component: cytoplasm. The record is from RefSeq and is a predicted model, not a curated record. Bases 23 to 2149 code for a protein of 708 amino acids. The transcript has a single exon. Gene Ontology annotation, molecular function: L-lactate dehydrogenase (NAD+) activity. Gene Ontology annotation, biological process: carboxylic acid metabolic process. NCBI's taxonomy places the organism in Eukaryota, Metazoa, Arthropoda, Insecta, Diptera, Drosophilidae.